AUGGAGGAUCUAGAAGUACACACUGUACGUGUGAUUAUUGAAGGGUCUGAACACCCACCUGAACCAGAGCGUCCCUUCACUAGGCUGAGAAAGAAGAUAACAGUUGGUACAAGUAGUAUGCAAGAAGAAGAUCUUAAUCAAGUAUUACAAGAAAGGGCACAAGAAAGGGCAAAAUCCUUCGCCCAAGCAGUUGGGUUUGAAACUCCUCCUAGGAGGAAUAAUGAUUCCAUUGAGGAAGAAGAUGACAACCUUAUUUUUACAUCAAACAAAGAUCCAGUGUUUGCAAGAUUAAAGAAGCAAUUAGAUCAACGAGAGAAAGAUCACAUAUCUAUGAUGCAGACUGUCCAGAAUAUGCUCCAUGAUAAUUCAAGGGUUCAUAGGCAAGCACCAUCCGUACAAGUUAUCCAAGAAGAAGAAGGUGAUGAAGAAGAAGUUCUUGGGUUGCAUGAACAAGCUGGAACAUCGGCAGUGCCAGAGCCAAUGAUUUCUCGAGAAGAAAUACAAAAGAUAGUUGUAGCACAAUUAAAACAAGCUAAGGGUGCUACACUAAAAAGUGAUGGUGACAAGCCCUACUCAAGCUUUCAUGAUCAAGUGGCUUAUCCUAAGGGGUACAAUGUUCCCAAGUUCAAGCAGUUUAAUGGCUUAGGGAAUCCUGAUCAACAUUUAGCUCAUUUCAUAACAGCAUGUGGGGACAUAAGCAACAACCCAUCUUUGUUGUUAAGACAAUUUGCUGCUAGUUUAACUGGUGUGGCUUUUGAAUGGUAUACAAACCUACAACUUGAAUCCAUUCAGACAUGGCAACAGAUGAAGGAAUCCUUUAGGGCCCGAUUUGGCAGAGUUACUGAUAAAAUCACUAUAGCUGAUUUGGCUAACACAAUGCAGAACAAGGAUGAGAAGGUCAUAGAUUAUGUGAUGAGAUGA
Messenger RNA from Dioscorea cayenensis subsp. rotundata (Guinea yam), 921 nucleotides. RefSeq lists its product as uncharacterized. Lineage: Eukaryota; Viridiplantae; Streptophyta; Magnoliopsida; Dioscoreales; Dioscoreaceae. The record is from RefSeq and is a predicted model, not a curated record. The transcript is spliced from 2 exons. Bases 1 to 921 code for a protein of 306 amino acids.